Colius striatus (speckled mousebird) is the source of this 3274-nucleotide messenger RNA. It is a transcript of the gene SNX4, whose product is annotated as sorting nexin 4. Bases 96 to 1406 code for a protein of 436 amino acids. Lineage: Eukaryota; Metazoa; Chordata; Aves; Coliiformes; Coliidae. Gene Ontology annotation, biological process: protein transport. Gene Ontology annotation, molecular function: phosphatidylinositol binding. The transcript is spliced from 14 exons. The record is from RefSeq and is a predicted model, not a curated record.
GCCCCGGCCGCGCUCUCUAGGACCUGCGAUGAGUUUGCCCGCCGGAGUCGGUCUCAGCGCCUGCGCGCAGGGAGGCGGCCGAGCCUCUUAUCCCCAUGGAGAGCACCGAGGCCGAGCCGAGCGAUAGCCGCCCGGAGGAGGAGGACGGCGCGGCGCCCUGCAGCGGCCUCCCGCCUCUGGAGCAGCCCGGAGCCACGAUGGAGGAUUGUUUGGCGAAAAAAAUGGAAAUCACUGUUUCGGAAGCUGAGAAACGGACUGGGAGGAAUGCCAUGAACAUGCAAGAAACAUACACUGCUUACCUCAUUGAGACAAGAGCUGUUGAGUCCCAGAGUGAGGGACAGUGUGCUCCAGUGGACUCCCUGUGGAGACGUUACAGUGAAUUCGAGUUGUUGAGGAAUUAUUUGUCAGUCACCUACCCACAUAUUGUUGUUCCACCUUUGCCAGAAAAAAGGGCUGACUUUGUUUGGCAUAAGCUAUCAGCAGAUAACAUGGAUCCAGAUUUUGUGGAAAGAAGAAGAAUCGGUUUGGAAAACUUCUUGUUACGUGUGGCUUCACAUCCUGUUCUUUGCCAAGACAAAAUCUUCUAUUCAUUUUUAACCCAGGAAGGUGGUUGGAAAGAAAUGGUGAAUGAGACUGGGUUUCAGUUAAAGGCAGAUUCCAGAUUAAAAGCUCUUAAUGCAACAUUCAGAGUGAAAAACCCAGACAAGAGAUUCACUGAGCUAAAACACUAUAGCGAUGAACUGCAGUCUGUCAUAUCACACCUUCUGCGAGUCAGAGCUAGGGUAGCAGACCGGCUAUAUGGUGUCUAUAAAGUCCAUGGCAACUAUGGAAGAGUAUUCAGUGAGUGGAGCGCAAUAGAAAAGGAGAUGGGGGAUGGGUUGCAGAGUGCUGGCCACCACAUGGAUGUAUAUGCAGCUUCUAUUGAUGACAUACUGGAAGAGGAGGAGCACUAUGCAGAUCAACUGAAAGAAUAUCUCUUCUAUGCAGAAGCACUACGGGCAGUUUGCAGGAAGCACGAGCUAAUGCAGUAUGACUUGGAAAUGGCUGCACAGGACCUAACAUCUAAGAAACAGCAGUGUGAGGAGCUGGCAACAGGAACGGUGAGAACUUUCUCCCUGAAAGGGAUGACCAGCAAGCUCUUUGGGCAGGAAACCCCUGAGCAGAGGGAAGCCAAGAUAAAGAUUCUAGAAGAGCAGAUACAGGAAGGAGAAGAACAACUUAAAUCUAAAAACCUGGAGGGCAGAGACUUUGUGAAGAGUGCCUGGGCUGACAUUGAGCGGUUCAAAGAGCAGAAGAACCAUGACUUGAAGGAGGCACUUAUAAGCUACGCUGUCAUGCAGAUUAGCAUGUGCAAAAAGGGAAUUCAGGUUUGGACAAAUGCAAAGGAAUGCUUCAGCAAGAUGUGAUUAUCUGGAGAUGAAUUCCCCCUCCAAGUGCCAGAGAAUGGAAGCACAAAUGUCCACCACCAAUGUUAAGUUGCUACAUGACAUACAUACAAAUUCUGAAAUAAAUGAGUUGAGUGACUAGGUUUCUUUUCUGCUGAUUGUAAUUGUUAACAAAGGACAAAAAGGACAUGUCAUUAAAUGUUUAGCCCUGACUGCCACUUCUGUGGCACAUUUUAUAUGUGGUAGCAAAUAAUUCAGGGGUAAAAGUUAUUGAAAACUCCAGCUCUGUAUUGGGGCAAAGGUAUGGGGAAAGUGAUCCCAGAAAGUAUGACCUGAACUGUUCUGAGACUUGUGAAACACCAUGCUCUGUAAUGUGUAGAUCACUUCCAGAUGCCCUUUUUUUUCAGCCCAUGCUGUUUAGAAUCUUUAAUGCUCAAGGGUGCUUUGGUUUUGUAAUGGGACACACAUUUGUGUUGUUGAGGUCUACACCCUAAGAGGACAAAAAAUGAAAUGUUGUCACACCUGGGGUCCAUAUUUAAAUGCCUUUGCAUGUCCACAGAGAAAUGUGCUUUUCCAGAGUUCAGAUUAAGCAGUCUCAAGCUCCUGAGAUGUUUGAAACUCUCUACAGUAGAGGUGUUGUACAACAGUUUGAUACAACAUUCUGCAUUUACCGGUUCCCACUUCAGUUUUGAUAUGGGCAUUGAUUUCUUAUCAAACUUCUUGGAAGUGAAGGGGACUGGUGAUCCAGCUGAGCAGCAAAACCAAAGUCAAAGCUGCUAAGAAGCAGAUGCAACUUCAAUUUGGCUGUUUGGAACCUGUUUACGUGUGAUGGUGGGAAUCUGGCCUGCAGUACCUCUCCUGGUAACUGUGAAGCAGUGUGAUUCUGAAAGGAAUGUGUCAGCAUCUUCCUUAAGAGCUAAAAAAACCUGGUGCAACUUCUGUAGUGCUUAAGAACAGUGAUGUGCAGAAUCCCCAAUGAACCAAGGUGUCUGUCUGGCUCUCGUAUGGUGUUUCUCUCUGUGUGUGUGUGUGUGUAUAUAUAUGUGCAUAUAUAUACAUCAGUAGAACAUGAUUUGCAGUCACAGGUACUUGCAUUAAUUCUUUCCAGUUAAGAAAAACACUUUCCACUGUCUGAUACUGGGCUUUUUCUACGUACUUUCUUAAAGUUCCUGGAGUCUUGUGGAAUUUGUCAGGUUGCUAGUCCUAAAGGAAGCUUUGGAAUAUUCUGUUGCAAAGUGUAUUUAAUUACUCUGGAUUGUAACACUACUCAGAUUUGGUUUAUGAUGUGUUUUUAAGAGACAUUCCAACACGAAGCCCUUCUUUUGAGAAGUUAUCUAAACAUAGUUACUGAGCUGUCCCACGUUACUUUUUGUCUCUGCAGCAUUUUGUUUCCAUAAACCUAUUGUAAAGAAUUGGUAGGCCUGGUGUACACUACAGCUUAAAACUCUGAAGUAAAAUGCUGGUCACUGAUAACCUGCGUUGGCUUUCUCCAAGCAUGCGACAGUGGCACUCCUGUCUGAGAGAUAAUGGCCGGCAGAAAGAGGUCUCUCCACUGAACACUUACAAGGAGAAGCAUUGUUCCCUAAGGAGGUUGCACAAUACAGGCUGAAGGACUCUUUACAUUCCAAACCAAGAAGUUGCACACUUGAUGUAUUCAGUAAACCUUCUAAAGGAGUGGUGCCUUAAUACAAUCCCGUGAGGCGCUCAGAGUAGGUAUUUUUCAUGCACUUUGAUUUUUUUGGUAGAUCUUUCUGGUGCCUCUUUCCACAUUUCACUUACUGUACAGCUUAUUAAAUGUAUUAGUCUGCUUGGGUUUGGUUUUUUUUCCUUGCUUAGUUGUACUAAAUUUAAGAAGGGAACAAAAUGAUUCUUGUAAGUUUUGUGCCAAA